AUGAAGAUUCUUACGAAAGAAGAGGAGCAGGCGCAUUACAAUGCAACUGUCCAGGGUGGAACCAUUGGUGGUCUCAUCGGUUUGGGGAUAGGCACCGCGGCGGUCGUGGGUGCGAGCAGAAGAUACCACAGCUUCCGCGCGCUCUCAAUACCGUUCCGCGCCUUCCUCGUCACAUCCGCCGGUUCUUUCGUCGCCGUCAUCGCCGCCGACCGCGCCUCCAACGCCUUCGACAUCUCGCACAACCCCGAAAAGCAGCGUGAACUCGAGCGCGAGCGCCACCGCGAAGAACUCUACAAUGCCAACAAGACCGCCAUGACGCGCGCAAAGGACUGGGCGUCUGAAAACCGGUACCCGCUGCUCUUCGGCUUCUGGGUCGCGUCCAUGGCCGGCUCCUGGAUCGCCGUCAACCGCAGCCCCAUGUCCGGCGCGCAGAAGCUCGUGCAGGCGCGUAUGUACGCGCAGGGCCUCACGCUGUCGGCGCUGCUCGCGAGUUUUGCGUUCGAGGGCAACGAUGCUGCGAAGGGGAAGGGACGGUGGGAGACUAUCACCGUGCUGGAUCCGAAUGAUCCCGAGCACAAGCACAUGAUUGAGAAGAAGAUACAUCAUGAGCGGUAUGCGGGCGAGGACCAGUGGAGAGAGAUGGUUGAGGCUGAGGAGGUACGCAUGAACGAGCGCAAGGCGGCUGAGAAGAAGAGGCAGCAGCAGCACCCGUCGGAGUCGAAGUCUGAGUCGAAGAAGCAGGUCAAGGAGACACAAAAGAAGGACGAGAAAGACGCGAAAGACGAUAGGGAGGAGAAGAAGUCGUCGUAG
Paraphaeosphaeria sporulosa is the source of this 810-nucleotide messenger RNA. RefSeq lists its product as uncharacterized. Gene Ontology annotation, biological process: mitochondrial respiratory chain complex IV assembly. Lineage: Eukaryota; Fungi; Ascomycota; Dothideomycetes; Pleosporales; Didymosphaeriaceae. The record is from RefSeq and is a predicted model, not a curated record. The transcript is spliced from 4 exons. Gene Ontology annotation, cellular component: mitochondrial inner membrane. Bases 1 to 810 code for a protein of 269 amino acids.